ACGAGGGCGUUCGGCCGUUGCUCCGUACACUGGUCACGCACAUUUUCGUUUAUAAAUAAAACUUAUUUGAUGCGCUCGAUUAUUUACGACUUGUUAAAAUAUUUACAUUCGUAGGUGUAUUUUUGAUUAAAGUUUGCAAGGAUUUAUCGCAAUUAAAAAAAGCAAAUAAACAAUAUCCGAACAUAGGUAAACAAAAUGAGCGCAUCCAAUAAAAGUUGCCUUCGUCCAAAAAAUUAAAAAAGUAAACAGAACUAUGGAUUGGCGCGAAAAACUUUUCGGGCGCGUGCUUGUGAAAUGCGAUUCGCCGGGCACUCAGAACGGUAAAUUCGAAAACAUACCAACUUUGGAAGCUUUAUCCGACUGCGUUGAGGACGGGGAGGGUGCUGUUUGUGGGAUAUAUUUUUCAUUUGCGAACAUAAGUGAUGCAAGUGACGACUUCGGUGUGCGUUUGGAAGAAGUCUACAAAGUGGUUUUUCCCAAAUUGAAAGUUGUUGAAGUAGUCUUGUGGGCUCAUGUCGGUACCCCUGAAGGUCCAGUAGAGAGAGAAGCUGGAUUCCGACGCACUUUGACGGGAAAACCGUGGUUUGCAGUACCAUUUCACGAUGUGGAUACUAAGCGUCGCCUCACCCAAAAAUACAGUAUCGCAGUGGGCAUACCCACCCUAGUCAUCCGCGGCAGAGCAGUCCGGGAUGCCCUCCUCAGUGACCCGAAAGGGGAACGGUUCCCCUGGCCAGCUCCACCGCUGAACGAAGUGCUGCGAGGUGUGGAUCUGAUAGGGGAUGAGAACAAGCGCUAUGAAGAUCUGCCUGCUGAUGCUGUGAGGGUGUUUUAUUUUGCUGCUCAUUGGUGUCCGCCAUGUCGUUCCUUCGCGCCAAGUCUCUGCACAACACUCAACGCGGUGCGCAAACGCAGAGCCAAGUACGCGAACACGCAGCUAAUACUCGUAUCUAGUGAUAGAUCAGAACAAUCCUACAAACGGACAGUUGCCUCCGUAUCUUCCGCGGGCGCGCUAUCAGUCCCCUGGUCAGCGAGUGAGGUCCGUACAGCUUUACCCACUGCGCUUGGAGUCGCGGGUAUACCAGCGCUCGUGAUCACCAAUGGGGAGGGGAAAGUGCUAACUUCGAAUGGACGACAGCAUCUCGCUGCUGAUCCUGUUGGCUUGAACUUCCCGUGGGGUCAGCGGCCCGUUUCUGUGUUGACUGAACAAGCUCUCUUGAAGAUGGCCCGUCAUCCCGCUGUUGUACUGUUUAUUGAUGACGAAGACGCGGAAAUGGAAUUCGCGGAAUCAGUCCUAACACCUUCCGCGGAAUCAUACUACGAGGAAUGCAGUAUACAAUACCCCGGUUUCUGCCCCUACCAAAACUCAUCAGACGACGAAACUAUGGACUUCGAUUAUUCCACAACAAAAACUUCGCGAAUAAAAAAGAAAUUCAAACACGUCAUGUUUUUCAUUGGAAUAGACGGAACGGAUAGCGCUGAUAUGAUUCGUGAACAUAUUGGUUUAGAUGACGCUGUACCGUUAUUAACCGCCAUUGAUUUUCCAAAACAGAAAUUAGUUACAAUGAAAUAUGGCGACGAAAUUACCACAGACUCUGUGCAGAAUUUUGUGGAUGCGUUCUUGAGCGGAAACGCUGACUUCAAACCGUUGAAGCCGUACAGUGACAAGUGUUAGUGGCCGGCUUUAUAAAGCGCGCCAUUCAAAAUGUGUAUGUGUAA
This is a messenger RNA of Colias croceus (clouded yellow), 1716 nucleotides long. Its product is annotated as nucleoredoxin-like. The transcript has 6 exons. The coding region runs from base 254 to 1672 and encodes 472 amino acids. NCBI's taxonomy places the organism in Eukaryota, Metazoa, Arthropoda, Insecta, Lepidoptera, Pieridae. The record is from RefSeq and is a predicted model, not a curated record.